Oncorhynchus mykiss (rainbow trout) is the source of this 1967-nucleotide messenger RNA. RefSeq lists its product as uncharacterized. Gene Ontology annotation, biological process: regulation of DNA-templated transcription. Gene Ontology annotation, cellular component: nucleus; cytoplasm. The record is from RefSeq and is a predicted model, not a curated record. Lineage: Eukaryota; Metazoa; Chordata; Actinopteri; Salmoniformes; Salmonidae.
UUCAAAUGACAUUUACUUUUGGGGUUGACUUGGUAAUAGUAGGGCUGUAUGUUUUUUAAACUCUCAUCAUUUGUUUAAUGUUCAUCAACACUUUUGACCCCCGAAUCCUGAUUUUUAAGACCCGCCUCCCAAAUGAAUCAAGGCCAAUAUUUGUUUAUUGGACAAUUUCCCCCCCAUCAGUACCAGUUAUGACUCCCUCUGAGUUCUUCUACACGGACCCCACCAUGCGCCGGGGACAACGGGUACCGAACAUCGUGACCGAGUUGCAGGUUUUUGAGUGCUUCCAACUCAACACCCCUCGCCCCAUCAUGUCCUUUUGCCCCGCACCCCCCGUCAGACCUGACCCCUUCAGAACACAAGCUCACCCUACCAGAGACCUGGGUGGCCACACCUGGAGGAGGGAACCUCCCCAUCUGCCCAUCACCCCCAGGCUGAGGCCCCUUGCACCCAGGCCCAGAGAGAGGGGACGGAGUCAGGCUGUGAUCCAGCUAAGCCUGGAGGAGGAUCAGGCUAUAACCAACCUACUGAAGCUCCAUCACCAAAAGCCUGCCCAUCCAGAGGUCACCACUGCCGUCAUCUCCACCCAGGUGGCUUGUCCUGAAGGGACAUCGCCAAUUGAUCACACCUCAACCCUUAGCCAGCCAUCAGUGGGUCAGUCCGCCAAACCAUCUCCAGCUGAAGAGAUGGGGCUCUGUCAUAGAGAGGACCAGCUCUUUGUGUUGGACAUCUUGGAGCCCCAACAUCAGAACCAGCCCAGACUGAGGUCUGUUGUGGAGCUGGAGGCAGCGAACGCAUUGCUCACUAUGGACGAGGAGUCGGUCAGUCUGAUGGAUGAUGAAGGGCCCUGGAACCAGACUCAGACCCUGGACAGGCCCUCUAACAGAAGCCCUGAGAAUCUACAUCUCCAGUACUUCUCACCCGAAGAGUGUGAUGGUGAUACACUGCCAUUAGAAGACGAUGAAAGCUGCCUAUCCCCAGAAGCUUUGCCUCUAAUGACCAGUAUUUGUGAUGCGGUGGCUCUGAGAAAUGGGACUGUCACAGAGUCUGAGGGGAUGGCUGUGGAUGCCCUGUUAAUACUGGGUGACCUCGUAACCCCAUGUUGUCCUCAUUUCAGUUAAUCGCCUACAAAUGUGCACAACAUAUGACUGUUAAUCUCAGGUUCAAUUUGAGAAAACAAAACUGUAAUUGAAGACCUUUUUACAAGUGUGCACCACACAGUUUAAUUAACCACUUCAUUUUCCUUUGUGCCUUUUUGUAUUUUGUUACUUGCCAAAUAGUUCAAAUAUUAUAGUCAUAUUUCAGACUAAAGUCAAUCUUAUUUGAUCUGUUGAAAAAAACACUCCCAUUGAAAAACAUGAUCGAGUUUUAAUAAGAACACUGGUCUUGAACCAGAGUAAACCCACUCACUCAAACAAACGGAAUGGAAUAUGGUUUUAACCAAUCGGCAUUCAGUAUUAGACCCGCCCGUUGUAUAAAGAAGUAAUAGAGACCUGUUGAUAUCAUAACAGUAUGGCUUCACUAGAGCUCCAUGUUACCAAUAUUACUACUGUACAUCACAAACAACCAGGUUUUGUGGUCUUGACAUUAUGUUUGCGACUUGGCUAUGACUUUUUUGUGUCCAGAAAUGGCAGUCAAAUAUAUUCAACCCUGUAGUGACGACGAUACAACAGCUGUAGGACUUGUGCUUCGAGUACAAUCCAUUGGAAGGCACUUCAGAGUUUGAUCUAUACUUGAUAUACCACCUGAUACGUGCAAACUGGUAUGGUAUAGCUGACUGACAUUGAUGCAGGGGAACUUUUCAACUGGAGCUUUCCUAUGGCAGUGUGUGGGGUUAGGUGCAGGUUCGCACACACACAAACAUACACUCUCACUCAUACUAUACACUCUCACUCAAAUACAUACUCAACAUUUAAAGAGAGGAGUCCAUUUUUGUUUGCCUGUAAUAAAUUAGUACAUCAUCCUCCUCC